Messenger RNA from Plodia interpunctella (Indianmeal moth), 723 nucleotides. RefSeq lists its product as uncharacterized. The record is from RefSeq and is a predicted model, not a curated record. Lineage: Eukaryota; Metazoa; Arthropoda; Insecta; Lepidoptera; Pyralidae. The transcript is spliced from 5 exons. The coding region runs from base 271 to 708 and encodes 145 amino acids.
GUACCGAUAGUGUAAGUCUAUAUCAAAAAAAAUAUUACAAUUCCAACAAUAUUUUAUUCAUUCGUUCGUUUAGUGUUGCUGGUUCAUUAUGUAGCAAACAUUUAUAUUUCAACGACUCGUAUCAAGAAAGCCAGUGGACUACAAAACAAAAAUGCCAGUUCCAUGCAUUAUAUCUCAAGUCGUAUAAUUAUUUGUUUUUAGAACGAAACACAAAUGUUUUGUUUAAACUGUGUCAGUUGAUGCCAACAGGUUGUCGAGGAAGGACGUAUCAUGCGAUCUCUCAUGGUCAUUCUAUUUGUUUGUGGUAUUGCUUUGUGUAAAAAAAAAUUCAAAGACGAGGACUGCGGUGUUACAAAGUUUGAUGAACUGGCGAUCAUCGAUUCCAUAUACCAAGAGCCGGAAUGCUCGUCCCAGGGUGGUAUGUGCGUGAUAGCAGAGGAUUGUACAGGACCGCUAACAAAACAGACAGGACUCUGUCCUAACCAAACGGUGAAAGGUGUCGAGUGCUGUCAUGGAAUGUCCAAAAAGGAAACACGAUGUAGAAAAGCCGGCGGUGUGUGUGUGCCCAUGCAGUCGAUUUGCAGUGAGAAACUCAUCUUUGCUGCCGCCAGAGACUGUUUCAACAAGAAAUGCUGUAUUAUGAAAGUUGGCCCUAAGACGAUAACAUGCAAGAUAAAGUUUACUGAAUACAGUUUUCAAGGAAAGUAGACAACUCGAACAAUA